Messenger RNA from Cladophialophora bantiana CBS 173.52, 750 nucleotides. RefSeq lists its product as uncharacterized. The record is from RefSeq and is a predicted model, not a curated record. The coding region runs from base 1 to 750 and encodes 249 amino acids. The transcript has 2 exons. Lineage: Eukaryota; Fungi; Ascomycota; Eurotiomycetes; Chaetothyriales; Herpotrichiellaceae.
AUGCAGGCGGCGACUCGUGGAAAGAUUAUAACACAUCCAAAUGGCCAAACCACUCAUCUCAUCAUUGACAACUUCACGGACCCGUGGCUGCCAUGCGAAACCAUUCUGAUCCAGCACGGAUUUGCUCGACAUGCCGCCUUCUGGUACCAUUGGGUACCUGCUCUUGCAAGAAAAUAUCGAGUUAUCAGACGUGACACUCGUGGCCAUGGAUACUCUAGUACACCAGAUGAACGGACCUACGAUUACUCCUUUGACACAAUCUGUGAGGAGAUAGUGGACACACUGGACCAACUUGGGAUUCGUCAGGUUCACUUCCUCGGAGAAUUAACCAGCGGCAUGGUCGGUGAAUUCUUCGCAUGCAAGCAUGCCGAACGAGUCAAAUCUCUGAUUAUUUGCUCUUCUCCGACAUUUCUGCCCCCGAAGGCUCUAUCAUUAUUUGCAUUUGGCCACAAAGACUGGCCUACAGCUUGCCAUCAGGUCGGAGUAUCAUCGGCUGAGGGGCUGGCCGGUUACGCCAAAUUCCUAUCUUCUCUGGACUCGAGAGGAGUCCUUUCACAGAUCAAGGUCCCUAUGCUCAUUCUUGCUCCAGCGAAGAGCGCGGCAACCAAGUUAGAAGAGCAGCGAGGAAUCAAGCAAACUGUUGAACAAGCUCAACUCGAAGUCAUAAAUGGAAAGGGCCACGAGAUCUACGGGGAAAUGCCUGGAGCAUGCCAGCAGUCGGUGCUCACAUUCCUUUCUCAGAUAAAAUAA